GUGCGCGUUUGGAGAGAUGAUGGCUAGCUAUGAAGCGCUGCUGCUAGUCCAUGUACAGUAGAGAUUACUGUAUCGGGUUGUUCAGGAUGGGUUGUGCUAUCUCAGGGUUGGGUUUGGCGCCCAAGAACACAACAGAAGCCGCGAGUGAAGACGACGCGCCGCAUCUCACCAGCGAGCACAUCGCUAUGAUCAAGGAGUCGUGGAAAGUUAUUCAGGAGGAUAUUGCCAAAGUUGGGAUCAUCGUGUUUGUCAGGUUGUUCGAGACUCAUCCAGAGUGCAAAGAUGUCUUCUUCCUGUUCCGUGAUGUCGAGGACCUGGAAAGGCUGCGCACUAGCAAGGAGCUGCGAGCCCAUGGUCUCCGAGUGAUGUCUUUCAUUGAGAAGAGUGUGGCCAGGCUUGAUCAGUUAGAGCGGCUGGACUCGCUGGCUGUUGAGCUUGGGAGAAGCCACUACCGCUACUACGCACCUCCUAAGUACUACGGGUAUGUAGGAACAGAGUUCAUCUGCGCAGUCCGGCCAAUUCUGAAAGAAAAAUGGACCCCUGAACUAGAGAAGGCAUGGAAGACUCUGUUCCAGUACGUGACUUGGCUGAUGCGACGGGGUUACAACGAAGAGGAAGAGGAAGCCAAACGAAACAACACAGUCGGCUCGAGCAGAGAGCGGCCCGACAAGCGAAACACAGCGCUUUAAAACUUCAGCUUUAGUUUUCUUGUUUUAUGUUCCUUAGUUGUGUAUAUAGUGGUGUAAUUUACUGAUUUUACAUUGCUUAACAUUUCUUUGAAUAUCAAAUAAGAAAAACUUCUGUUCUGGGCAGUGGUAACAGCAAAACAAGUUAAACAAAAACAGGCCCUACUGAAGGGUAAAUUAGCCUGACAACUAUUACACAGAAAAAGCCUCAGCCAGUGCUGGACUGGGACACUGUUUAUUUCGAACUCAGAAUAAGUUAACCGCUCAUCUAAACAUUGUGAUACUUGCUCAUUGCACUGUUUGGGCCAACAACUGAAACAAUAACUCUAAACCUAGAAAUCCACUGUGCUGCAUGGUUUUGUGCCAAAAUGCAUGGAAGGGAGGGGGGAGAUGUAGGGGG
Messenger RNA from Ictalurus punctatus (channel catfish), 1086 nucleotides. RefSeq names its product x globin (gene xgb). The record is from RefSeq and is a predicted model, not a curated record. Gene Ontology annotation, molecular function: oxygen binding; heme binding. Lineage: Eukaryota; Metazoa; Chordata; Actinopteri; Siluriformes; Ictaluridae. The coding region runs from base 51 to 689 and encodes 212 amino acids. The transcript has 6 exons.